GAUUUCACCCCUGCUCUUCAAGUUCUCCUGACGGUUAGCGGAGCAAGCAGCCUCCCGGGCAAUGGGAUUGAUUUUUAGGGCAGCAUUUCAAGGCUUCCCCUCUGGUGGUUCGCAGGCGAAAGACGCCCUCACUGAAACUGCCACAGCUUGAGAGGCCUGAAAUUGACAUAAUCAUGUGUUACCGACAGACCCUCUAAGACUAUAUACGGUAACACGAAGCUGGGCCCUGGAAGCAUUUCACGUCAUCUGGAAGGGAACUAAGCUCAGGAGCAUUUCCCGAGAAGCCGAUUGCUAUGGUAACUCAUGCCCAGGCAUGGGACAGCACCAGGGAGAGACGCAUCAGUUACCUUGCCCGGCCAAAAGUCAAUCACCAGAUCAUCUGCAACAGGAUCUCCGUAUACUGGACGGACAAAUUGCCUUCGAAGACUCACAGGUUCACAGUCCCGGCCUUAACGCCACGACAGGCAGAACUUUCUCGAUCCAAAAAGAUCUACCAAGGAUCUGAAGAAAACAGGUCCUUCCCAAUAUGGCCAGUGAGUGCUGCCUCCAAACAUGCUGUGGCUUCCCCCAGGGUGAAGGAGCUGGCGCAGCCGAAACUCAUCAACAGUGCCUGGGAAGCUGAUCGUCCUGUCUACACCAGAGUGAGCAAAGGAGCCAGGACUGCUGCUGCCCGGGAACGAACUACCCAUCUGGCUAAACCAAAGAAACGGGACUUCUCAGCCAAGCUGGACGCCCCAUCCGCGCCUCCACGAAGCGUCACACAAUUCACCAGGACUGAAUACUUAGCCCGGCCGAAAACAGAACAUCCGUCCUAUCUCCAUGACAAACCAGUCCGGUGGGCCGUGUCUGCGGGCACCAGGAAUGCCGUCCUGUCCGCGAGGCUCUCUGAGCUCGCCCGACCCAAGGUCCGCAAACAGAUCUUUGAGGGCUACAACCCGUACCGGAUCUCCAGUGCUGCCCUGCACGCAGAGGCGAGUGCCCGUCUGCGGGAACUUAGUAUCCCUCAAAGAGUAAGAAAAAAGAGGUUGUAAGUUCUUGGGCUCUCCUGCACUUGGCUUGCACAUUAAACAUUGUGCAGCACAGCUCGGCA
Molecule: messenger RNA, 1090 nt
Organism: Mauremys reevesii (Reeves's turtle)
Lineage: Eukaryota; Metazoa; Chordata; Testudines; Geoemydidae
Gene: SPMAP2
Product: theg spermatid protein
Exons: 7
Coding region: 294-1031 (245 amino acids)
Biological process (GO): spermatogenesis
Source: RefSeq, a predicted model, not a curated record